Messenger RNA from Saprolegnia diclina VS20, 1066 nucleotides. RefSeq lists its product as hypothetical. NCBI's taxonomy places the organism in Eukaryota, Oomycota, Saprolegniomycetes, Saprolegniales, Saprolegniaceae. The record is from RefSeq and is a predicted model, not a curated record. Bases 71 to 667 code for a protein of 198 amino acids. The transcript has 4 exons.
CUCGACACCUCACACGCAUGACGGUACCACAGCCUACGUUCACAACGUCACUCUUCCAGAUAUUCUUGCCAUGCCGCUUCCGCACCAAAAGACCAAGACGUACAGCAACCUCUGCUCUGGUGCGCUCUGCGCCGAGGUGGUCAAGGCUGCCAUGGCAAUCGUCGCCUCAAGUCGCAACUACAUGGCGUGGGUCGAAGGCGACAAGAUGCUCGGCUACAUCUUCAACUCCUCUGAGUACCGCAUCGACAAGUCGGGUGCCGCAACGGAAGAAAUGACAGUGACCAAAACGCGGGUCCGCCGCUACAAUGCGUCGCUGCGUGGGGAGCUUGACAGAUUGAACGCGAUCGGCGACAUCCGGAAGCUGUACCUCUCGCUCUAUCGCGUUCGAGUCGAUGAAACCGUUACCCUCGACGCCAUGAACAGCGUUGCCCAUUGGUCGGUCGAACAGAUUCGCAAGAUUACCUCCAAGUUCUCGUGUGAAUGCGAAGGCCAUUUCAAGAACGGAAGCUUCUGCAGCCACAUCGUCGCCCGUUUUCGCAAGGACAUAAACCUCAAGGCUGCUCUCACGGCGAUCCCAGUCCGGAAGACACCAGAAAAACCCGCCAAGAUGGCCACAGCCUCUCCAAGACGACGCGGGGUAAGGUCUUCACCAAGGCGGCGACCAUGACACGCCUGUUGAAGAAGCCAAUGACUAGCUUCGGGUGGGCCGUUGGCUGAGUCCUCACCACCAGCGAGCGAGACCCCGAAAGCGGGCGUUGCAAGCAGACUGUCGUACUCGGUACCGUGACCGAUUGCCACGUCGGCACCGUUACCAAGUGGGAGAUCACAUUCGUCGGUGGUCGCAAGGAAGAACUCGGUGUCGAAGACUUGGCGUCUCUCAUCGAAGCGUCAGACAAGCUCGGCAUCAAGGUGACGUCCAUGGAGUUCAUCCAGCAUGUGCGCCGUUUGAUAUUUGCAGUGUGAACACCGCAUCCCGCCAUCGGCUUUAUGCACUUAAUAUAUAUCUUGUUUGUAUCCGGCGUGCUGUGCGCCCUGUGUCUCACGUCCUUUGCUGUGUAAGUGCCGG